Molecule: messenger RNA, 6785 nt
Organism: Megalops cyprinoides (Indo-Pacific tarpon)
Lineage: Eukaryota; Metazoa; Chordata; Actinopteri; Elopiformes; Megalopidae
Gene: arhgef12b
Product: Rho guanine nucleotide exchange factor (GEF) 12b
Exons: 40
Coding region: 288-4673 (1461 amino acids)
Biological process (GO): intracellular signal transduction; G protein-coupled receptor signaling pathway
Cellular component (GO): cytoplasm
Molecular function (GO): G protein-coupled receptor binding; guanyl-nucleotide exchange factor activity
Source: RefSeq, a predicted model, not a curated record
GCCACACACUGUGAUUUGUGAUGUUUUUUCCCUUUGUUUUGUUCAUUUUUGCAACAAGGGAAACGAAUAGCUAACUGUACACUAAACCAUACACACGCAAAUCACAAUCGGUGAUUUGGAAAAAAAACAACAGUUGUCAACAGUGCUGUUCGUUUCUAAACGUACAUCAUCUUGGCGGAUAUUUAGAAGGAACUUGCUACCUUACAAAAGCACAGAGGGUUUUUUUUUUUUUUUGGUAAAAUGCUAAUUGGAUAAAAAAACGAAGAAAAAUUUGAAACGAAAGCCCAAUGAGCGGCACACAGUCUACAAUCACUGACAGGUUUCCCAAAAAAGCGACCAGGGCAGGUAGCAUUCUCAGCAAGGACCACCCCCCUGACAAGAAGCCCAAGAGUGACAAGCAGGCCGCACCACCAUCGCAUGAGUUUGACCCCACAGGGCUCGUCCAGCGAUGCGUGAUCAUUCAGAAAGAUGAGAAUGGCUUUGGGCUGACCGUGAGUGGAGACAACCCUGUGUUUGUGCAGCUGGUCAAGGAAGAUGGCGCUGCGAUGCGGGCCGGCGUGCAGACUGGUGACAGGAUCAUUAAGGUGAACGGGACCUUAGUAACACAUUCAAACCAUGUAGAAGUUGUGAAGCUGAUCAAAUCGGGCUCCUAUGUGGCCCUCACAGUUUUGGGGCGCCCUCCAGGGCUGCCCCAGAUACCGUUGUCAGAAAACGAGGGGGACACGGGGGUGCCCUCCGUCACCUCCCCCCACUCACCCGGCCCCACGACAGGGGAGCGCACCUCCAGCUCCUCCAGUCCCUCAGAGCGGAUCACAGCCCCUCUGCCUGUCUGGGAGGAGAACAACAUUGUCCACAGCCAGAAGGUGGACAUCUUACAGAAGAUGCUGUCCAAGGAGCAGCAGGAUCUACAGGCAAUGAAGGAGGAGUACAGCAGGAACCCCACACCCAAACUACUGAAGGACAUCCAGGAAGCCAAGAAGCACAUUCCACAGCUGCAGGGACAGCUGAGCAAGGCCACAGGGGGCAUGCAGGAUAGCCUUCCGUCCCCUCGGCCUGGGGAUGUCCCACAGCUCAGCGAGGGGGAGGAUGGCAGCACAGGUGACGCAGAGCAAACACUGUCCUCACGGAGCGACAGCGGCACAGAGGGGUCCUGGGGCAACAGCGCGGCAGCCCCUGUCACUCCCAGCCUCCCUUCAGCCCUCCCAGAGAGCCCGUGCCAAAGAGAAACCCCCUGUCACAGCCCAAAGACCACACCCAGGGGCAGCCUCAACUCCUACCCCUCCCCUGAGACAGAGGACACCGCCGACCCGGACUCCCACUCCCAGUCCAGCCCCUCCCCCCACCUCGCCUCACAGAUAAUUGGAGCGGAGGAUGACUACUUUGAUACAGAGCAGGAGCAGAUAAACGGCCAGUGUAGCUGUUUCCAGAAUAUCGAGCUGCUCAAAUCUCGCCCUGCCCACCUGGCUGCCUUCCUCCAUCAUGUGGUCUCGCAGUUUGACCCUGCGCCGCUGCUCUGCUACCUCUACGCUGACCUGUACAAACAGACCAAUUCCAAAGAGACCCGUCGUGUCUUCAUGGACUUCCACACGUUCUUUAUGGACCGAGCUGCGAACCUGAAAGUAGCUGUGCCUGAGUCCAUUGCCUCAGAACUGGAGCGGAGGAGGCCAGAACUGAUCCCUGAGGAACUCCACAGGCAGUACGUUCAGGUGCUGCAGGACAGUCUGAUCACAGACAUCCAGAGAAAUCUGGAGGACUUCAGACAGAAGCGCAGUAUGGGUCUGACUCUGGCAGAGGCGGAGCUGGCCAGGCUGGACACCGAGCGGGUCAGAGAUCGCGUGGCACUAGAGAGAGAGCGCUCCUGCGCUGAGCACAUCAUCUCCAAGAUCGAGGACGUGCUGUUGACGUCACAGCCCACUGAGGAGGAGAAGUGCACCACCAUGCAGUAUGUGAUCCUCACCUACAUGAAGCAGCUGGGUGUGAGGGUGAAGGAGCCACGGAGCCUGGAACCCAAACGUGUCCGAAUCAACUUCCUGCCCAAGAUCAAGAAGAGCAUAAAGCCUGAAAAGGAGGGGGAGGAGAAAGUGAAGAAGCCCAGAUUUCCCAGCAUUCUCGGCCCUCCCAGGCGGCCCAGUCGGAAUGAUGUUACCUCCAUAGGCAAGGCCAUGGAGAUGUACAAGCCACGGCCACAGAAGCAGCUCUCCCAGCCGGCCAUGAACAUCCCUGAGCACCCGGACCCUGGCCGCACUCGGGGGAGUCAGUCCAGCGAGGGUUUGGAUCCUACACACACCCCAGCGCUGGCCACCUCACCCUCCUACAGUGCCACUGUCAGCCAGAGCUCCGAGGGAGGGGGCCGAGACUCUGACACCAGCCUCACGCCUUCCUCCGCCCUCCCCAGGCUGGGUGAGGGGCUGCACUCAGCUGACUCCCAGGACGGGACGCCCCACACCCCCAGCACACACUUCGACUUCAGCCCCUGCAGCCUGGAGCAGAGACAGGAGGAGGAGCGGGAUAGUGACAGGACUCUGGAGGGAGGCACACCUAAGCCAGUCAGGAGGAUGGAUACGCUGAGCAGCACAGAGGUCCAGAGUGAGGAUGACCAGGGGAAUGAGACAGAGUGGGAGCAGGACCCUCCAAACUGGCAGCAGCUGGUGAGCCGGGAGGUGCUGGCCAGCCUCACACCUCAUGAGAUCAAAAGACAGGAGGUCAUCAACGAGCUCUUCUACACUGAGCGCGCUCACCUCCGCAAGCUGCGAGUGCUGGACAGCGUCUUCUGUCAGAGGCUUUCAAAAGAGUCUAUUCUGCCACCUGCAGACAUCAAGAACAUUUUCACCAACCUGGAGGACAUCGUCCAGCUGCACGCCUCUAUAACUGAGCAGAUGAAUGUGAUCCGGAAGAAGACUGAAACGGCUGUCAUAGAUCAGAUAGGAGAUGAGCUGCUGUCCUGGUUCAGUGGUGGUGAGGAGGAGAAGAUAAAGCGAGCAGUUGGCACAUUCUGUAGCAACCAGCCCUUCGCUCUGGAGCUCAUCAAGACCCGGCAGAAGAAGGAUGCACGCUUCACCUCCUUCAUGCAGGAGGCGGAGAGCAACCGUCUGUGUCGCAGACUCCAGCUGAAGGACAUCAUUCCAGCAGAGAUGCAGAGGCUGACCAAGUACCCUCUCCUCCUGGAAAACAUUGCCAAGUACACAGAGGACGCCAAGGAAAAAGAGAAGGUAAAGAGAGCAGGAGAAUGUUGUCGGAAGAUCCUCAACUAUGUCAACCAGGCUGUGAAGGAGGCUGAGAACAAGCAGAGAUUGGAGGACUACCAGAGACGGCUAGACCUGUCCUCACUGAAACAGAGUGAGAACCCCAUGAUCUCAGAGCUCAAGAAUCUGGACCUGACCAAGAGGAAGAUGGUGCAUGAGGGACCUCUCUCCUGGAAAGUCAACAAAGACAAGACAAUCGAACUGUACACUCUGCUCCUGGAGGACAUCCUGGUAUUGCUACAGAAGCAGGAUGAACGACUCGUUCUCAAGUGCCACAGCAAGAACCUGGCGGGCACAGCCGACACCAAACACAUUUUCAGUCCCAUCAUCAAGCUCAACACCGUGCUGGUGCGCUCUGUGGCCACAGACAAUAGGUCCUUCUUUGUGCUAUCCAUGUCUGAAAACGGGGCACAGAUCUACGAGCUGAUGGCGCAGACUGUUUCCGAACAGAGAUUGUGGCAGUGUCUGAUCACACAGAGGGCUGACUACAUGAAAACAAAACCGCACAAUAUCAUACCUUUACCUCAAACAGAUGGGGAGCGAGAUGCUGUGGAGAUGAUCGGCGCUGGUGUGAAAUUGAAGGACCCUGACCGCAGCUCCACUGGAAGCAUCCAGUCCCCAGAGAAGGACGUGGGCACUUCUUCGACAGAGUUGGUGCAUCCUUCCACCCCAGGCUCCAACCCAUUUGAGGAGAUCAAAACUGAGGAGGAAGAGGAGGAGCUAGAUCGAGAGGGGGAGGAGGGGCCAUUCUUGGAAUCGGACCUUGCUGAUAGGCUGCCCUUUUUGCCACAGAGGUCACGGCAGGGUGUUGCCAUUGACAGUGAUGAAGGAGACCCGUUCAUCUUGCCUCCCUCUAGAGCAGAGGAGGCCCUGAGGACCUUGGCUGAGCUCAGGCAGGUCCUGGUCAGCCAGAUGAUGACACAGGAGGAGGGCAAGAGGGGCGGGCGGGCCGGAGGUGGGCGGCUCCUGAGGACCACCUCCCUGCGGGGACCCAUGGAGAGCUCAGGGUCCCGGGCUGUGGCGCCCCUGCGGUCCCCGGAGAAUGGUGCCGGGAGGGAGGAGGCAGCCAGGGCACUGGCCUCAGGGGAUACAGGCUUCUUCGAGACUUCCGAGGAUUGUGGUAGCUACAUGGUCCUGGAGGGCUAUGGGGGGUCAGGGGAGAGCAGCACUGACGACGACCUCCAGGGCAGCGAUAAGGAACCAGGAGCCCGGUGGGUCUCGGCGGCAGACUCCGGGAUAGAUCUGAAGAAGCUGCUCUCCUCAUCCUCACAGCCAGGGGGCGUCCCUAACCUCAGCCGGCAGGUCAUGACACACCUCCGCGUGUUGCAGGCCAGCCUGCAGCACCUGAAGGAUGUGGAGACCAGAUAUAAUCAGCUACGCCAAAGCCUGGCAGCAGCUACUGACACAGAUGAAAACAAAGACAAGAGUUAGUGUUGGUGGAGCCGCCCAGCCCCUGCAUCCAUUCAGGAGGGAAGAGAUGGGGAUGGAGGGAGGAGGCAGCCUCUUGUUUCUUUCCUUUGGAAUGUCCUAUCACAGCCUGCCCCCCUUCACAGCUGAGCCCCUCCCAUCACUGAAACCGAAGAGAUCUGUAUGAGAGAGGGAAGGUGGAGGGGCUGCCAAGAUGUUCCUCCCAUCUGACAGCACAAGGCAAUCAGGGAAGAUGGACUGCCCCCAGAUGCAUUCUCUGGCUCCGCCUUUGCCUCCAUAAGUCUGCCUACCAGCUUUGGGUCAUAAAGCUCCUCUCUGAACAAGAACAAACAAUACCAAAAUGUACAAAGCUGUUCGUUUGGGAUAUAUUGAACAUGGAAACAAGAAGACAUAAGGAAAUUUUUAAGUAAUGUAUUUGGAUUUUUUUGUUUGUUUUGUUGUUAUUUUUACCCCAUAUGUAUUUAUUUCAUUUUGUCCUUGUCAUUGUCAUGGAUGUUGUUGUGAUUGGUGGCCCCUGUGUUGCUUCCAUGCAGUUUUGUUGCCCUUUGGAAGCUUCAUGCCUGCUCUGUUCGAGAGACCUUUGUGACCACAUCCUCCCACCCUGAAUGUCAGGGGGAAAAGGAGGGAACAGACCUGUGCUCCUGUGGCGUCCCUAGAAUGACGUUUUACCACCAGAGCUAUUAACGAGUUCCAGUCUUUCACUACAGUCUUUCGUUUCCACACUUGACAUGGUUCAUCCUGUAUCACUGCACUGUGGCAUGUUCUUUCCUCUGCAGCUGUUGUUCUUCCUUCACCUGAGCACUCGUUAGAUGUUUUACGCCAGAAGCAUUCAGAAAUGCCUUGUGCAAGGCAUUUCUGAAUGUGUGGUCAGUGACACAGAAAAUGAAGCUUACCUGAUUCAUCGUCAGGUUAUAAACUAAAGGUGUUACGAACUGAAAAGUGGUCCAAUAAAGCCUGACGAAGCGGCAAAGCUAAGUGCUAGGAAAGCAGUGGCACAUUUCUGCUCAGAGAAAUGUUUGUGUUGGAUUCCCAGAGCCUUGCUGUUUUGUUGUUCACCCUUACCUGGCCGUGGCUAAGUGUGGUCUCUGUUCAAAAGCACCUCGGAGUUUUCCCCUGUCAGUCAGGGCGUUCAGGACGGUUGCACUGUAAGCUGCCCCUUUGGAUAGGAAUGCAAAAACUCUACUCCUGCUGGACCAUCUGGUAUUGUGGUAAUGAGCGUGUUUAAAAAAAAAAAAAAAAAAAAAAACUCAGAUGCUAUUUCCAGUGAAAGCAGCUGUGAGUAUAGCGACUUUGAAAGAUAUGGUAGUGGGCCUUAGGAUGUGUCUCAGGAAUAUAGAGUGCAUAUAUGACUACUCGGGUAGGGGGUUUCAAACCAGACCAGUCUGUGUUGAUUCCACUUACAAGACACUCACGCACUAGUAUUAUUCCCAGUUUAAAUAUGGGGACUGAAUCUUAAUGUUAAUUUUUGUAAUGAAAACUUUUCCUGUCAGGAGCUGGAGAAGGAAAAAAUAGGAAUAUUUCAAAAAAACAACUUCACCGAUAGCUAAUGGAGAGACACUGUAAAGACAGCCCACAUUUCCAGGUAUUUCUAACCCUCGGUAUUCUACAGUUUGCAUUAGUGGUACUUUAUUAUGAAUUCCCCACACGGAGCCACGCAGCCAGGAACCCAGACAGAAGACUGUCUUUUAUUUACAUCAUUAACCUCCCCAAAAUAAUGUUGUAUUUAUCUUUUUCCUCCUCCUAACGACUGUACAACAUGAAAUUUUACAUUUGCCCUCAGCACUGGGCUGAACUUGCUGUGUAUUUUCUUUUUCAUUUUUGAACACAGUGUGUGCGUGUGUGUGUUUUUUUUUACCAUGUUACUGUACAAUGUUCUUUAGAAACAAGCUACUGAAUACCUUUUUGCUCUGAAAACAAGGUCAUGGGGUGUGGAUCCCAGGGUCGGACUCACGACACUGCAGCGUCACACAGUGGCACAGCGCCAUAUGUCCGCUCCGUUCUUCCUUCCGCAGUCAAGCUAUGGGACUCUCACCAGGCAUUACCUGGACACUCGGGCUUAACUUCCUUUUUUGUUGUGUUUUUUUUUUUUUUAAACUAAAAAAUAAAGCUAAACAU